CUGUCAAGUAAAUUUUAAGACAAAUGACAAUACGAUCUGUCAUAAACAAGACCACGCAUUUGUCGACUGAUAAAUAUAACCUAAACUCUUAAAUAACAUUUUUAUUUGAAUGGAUUAUUUUUUAAAAUUUAAAUAAAUAUGUUUGAAGUACCAGCCUGGGGGGAUGAUGUCCCAAAGAGCGAUGCUAAAUUCAUGCGAAAAGCAAAGAAAAAAGACAAGAAACCAACAGAACAAGAAACAAAAGCCCCAAAGGUUGAAAAGAUUAAUAGAAUCCCUACCAAUAAUCUCACCAAUGGACCAAGAAAACGUAAACUUGAGAACAAAAGACCUGAUCCAAAAAAAAAAGAUAAAAUCACAAAUAACAAAAAGCAAAAACUACAUAAUACAAACAAAAAGGUACAAUCAAAAGGGCGUCCACAAUGUGACCCAAUCCCAGACACACAAAACUUUGAUGAAGUCUUAUUAAAUGCUAAAAAAAAGAAGUUUAAUGAAAGCAUUAAGAAUGAUGAUCAAGAAGACUUGUUGUUUUCAGAGAAGAAACAAAAGAAAAUCAAGAAAAAAAUAGUCAAUCAAAAUAGCAUCAGUUUAAAUAGUAUACAAGUAGAAAACAACAAUAUUGUAAAGAAAAAGGUUAGCAAUAAGUUAAAUGGCGUAGUAAAAACAGAACCUAUUAAUGCAAAGAAAGCAAAACUGAAAGCUCUUCUUGAAAAUAAAAGUAUGAGAAGCCAUAUUGAUAUAACUAAAACAAGUAAUAGUCUUAGACAAAGGAUGUUAGAGAGGUUUAAAGCUGCUCAGUUUAGGUUCUUGAAUGAAAAGUUGUAUACAACCUCAGGAUCUGAAGCACAGAAGUUGUUCAGUAAUGACCCAGCGGCUUUUAAAACAUAUCACCAGGGCUACCAGCUGCAAGUCAAGAAGUGGCCUGUCAAACCACUAGAUGUUAUUGUUAAGAGAAUUAUGAAAAUGCCAAAAACAAGCCUGAUAGCGGACAUGGGUUGCGGCGAGGCGGCGUUGUCCCGGCGCGUGCCGCAGCGGGUGCGGUCGUUCGACCUGCUGGCGGCCGCGCCCGGCGUGGAGGCCUGCGACAUGGCGCGCACGCCGCUGCUGGCCGCCGCUGUCGAUGUGGCCGUCUACUGCCUCGCGCUCAUGGGGACCGACCUCACUCAGUAUCUCAUUGAAGCUAACAGAGUCCUCAAAAUGGGCGGUCACCUCCUUAUAGCUGAAGUGGAGAGUCGCUUUGACAAAGUUGAGACCUUCACCAGCGACGUAGAAAGACUCGGCUUCAAGCUGAAGCAACUCGAUAAGAACAAUGAUGUGUUCUUUUUCAUGGAGUUCAUUAAGGUCAGAGACCCGCCAGUCAAGAAGGCCAAGCUGCCGGCGAUCACGCUCAAACCGUGCUUGUAUAAACGACGAUAAUAAAUUGUACAUACCACAA
This is a messenger RNA of Trichoplusia ni (cabbage looper), 1432 nucleotides long. RefSeq names its product ribosomal RNA-processing protein 8. Gene Ontology annotation, cellular component: nucleolus; chromatin silencing complex; rDNA heterochromatin. The record is from RefSeq and is a predicted model, not a curated record. The transcript is spliced from 5 exons. The coding region runs from base 139 to 1413 and encodes 424 amino acids. Gene Ontology annotation, molecular function: methyltransferase activity. Gene Ontology annotation, biological process: rDNA heterochromatin formation; regulation of transcription by glucose; cellular response to glucose starvation. Lineage: Eukaryota; Metazoa; Arthropoda; Insecta; Lepidoptera; Noctuidae.